AUGGAGAUGAACUAUAACGAUGCAGAGUUGCAUCAGAUCGAGGAGGAGCUUGGCCAGGAGAUCUUGCCUGGCACAGAGAUUAUGGCCGAUGUCGGAACCCACCACUUUGUAAAAGGCCAUAGUGGUGUUCUUGUCCCUCAACCCUCAGAUGACCCUCACGACCCCUUGAACUGGUCUACGAAAUGGAAGUUCCUCGCUAUCACAUCAAGCAGUUUGGUUUCUUUCAGCCAAGGCUUUGGACCUCUAGCCCUGGCUCCUGCCUUUGGAUACUAUAUCAAAGAGUUUGACUGUUCUUUGGCAGAUGCUGUACAGUUCACAGGUGUUUCCAUUCUGGUCCUUGGAUUCAGCAACUUCCUCUGGGUGCCAUUGAGUUCGUCUUUCGGUCGCAGAGUGGUGUACAUUGCCAGUCAGUUGAUGUGUCUGGCUAGUAUGAUCUGGAGAGCUAGAGCCCAGACAUAUGGAUCCUUCAUGGGUGCUUGUGUGCUUAACGGUCUUGGUGCUGGACCUGCCGAGUCUAUUCAACCUGCCGUCAUUGCUGACAUCUUUUUCCUUCACAACCGUGGUUUCCAGAACACUGUCUACUGGACAGCAUACAUGGGUUCAUUGAUGGUGGCUCCAAUCAUCUCCGGUGUCAUGUCAGAUCGUCUUGGCUGGCGCUCUUUCUGGUGGCUUAAUGUUGGCCUUGUCGCCGUAUCACUCCUGAUGGUCAUCUUCUGCUUCCCUGAGACCAAAUAUCAUCGCCCUCACCCUCACGAGAUUCCUGGGCCGACUACCACUACUCGCAACUUCGAUGACAGCAACUCAACACUGCCAGUGCCGGAUAAGCUCUCAGGCGGUCAUGUCGAAGAUAUCGAGAUCCAGCAGAUCGACACCAGGACUAGCAUGCCUGGCCUUUCAGCAACCAAGACCGCAGACCGCGAUCCUUUCCUCGGCAAGGGCUACCCUUCGAAGGCACAAUGGAAGCUAUGGCAGCCAAAUGACCACCCCUUCAAGAGCAUGAUCAACGAUCUCUGGCUUCCCUGGAAGUUGUUCGCAUUCCCUAUUGUCGAAUUCGCCGCCUUUGUUUGCUCGUGGUCUUGCUCCAGUUUCUUGACUCUCAACUUGACCCAAGCCCAGGCCUUCGCUGCACCACCUUACAACUUCUCGUCCGAAAGCAUUGGAUUCUUCAACUUUGCUAUUCUCAUUGGUGCCAUAAUCGGUCUGGCCUCGUCCGGAAAGCUGAGUGAUUGGGUAGCGGCUAGAGCCACAAAGAAGAAUGGAGGUAUCCGUGAGCCCGAGAUGCGUCUGAUCGCAAUGAUCCCCUACGUGAUCAUCAUGUACAUCGGCAACAUUGUCGCCGCCAUCGGCAUGGAAAGAAAAUGGCCCUGGCAAGUCAUCGUCGUGAUCGCCUUCGGUGCCGCCGGCAUCCAAGUCGCCUCGAUCCCCUCCAUCGUCUCCACCUACGCCGUAGACUCGUACAAGCCCGUAGCUGGUCCUCUGUUCGUUGCUGUCACGGUCAACAAGAACGUCUGGGGCUAUGGUUUCUCCAAAUUCAUCACUCCUUGGGUCGAAGAAGCUGGCUUCAUCCCGCCGAUCAUGACAAACGGCUCGUUGGUGUUGCUGUGGUGUCUCUUCGGCAUCUUGUUCUACUACAAGGGCAAGACGUUCAGAAGAUGGUCCCGCAACUCUUCCGUGCAUAAGAUGUAG
Aureobasidium melanogenum CBS 110374 is the source of this 1686-nucleotide messenger RNA. RefSeq names its product serine/threonine kinase 16. Gene Ontology annotation, molecular function: transmembrane transporter activity. The record is from RefSeq and is a predicted model, not a curated record. Bases 1 to 1686 code for a protein of 561 amino acids. The transcript has 3 exons. Gene Ontology annotation, biological process: transmembrane transport. Lineage: Eukaryota; Fungi; Ascomycota; Dothideomycetes; Dothideales; Saccotheciaceae.